Messenger RNA from Paramacrobiotus metropolitanus, 4477 nucleotides. Its product is annotated as BTB/POZ domain-containing protein 3-like. Gene Ontology annotation, molecular function: protein binding. The transcript has 2 exons. Bases 1026 to 2723 code for a protein of 565 amino acids. The record is from RefSeq and is a predicted model, not a curated record. Lineage: Eukaryota; Metazoa; Tardigrada; Eutardigrada; Parachela; Macrobiotidae.
GCCAGCUAGUGUAUGUCUACAUUGAUGGUGCGUUUAUGGAAGCGAAGUAUGGUCAGCAGCGCGCAGGACUGCAUACGGUUAGCGUCGCCGGCCGUGAAUACAGUGUGGAUUUUAUGCAGCUCAAGUUUUCCGGCAAGCAGAUGGACCAAUGGAAGGCUGACCAAAAGUAGUAGAGUGCGCUUGGAUCAGAUAAGGCGGCGGUGAAAUCUCUUUAGUGUUACAUGUAGACUUUGUUCUGAUGCUCGGCUCGCUACUUCUCCCUUGCCCAAUGCCUGAAUCACUUAGUAUGUGCCGAUUCUCCUGUAAUGCGCUUUCUGAUUGUCAAGGGCGAUAUGCCCGUUCAUGCUGUUAUCUGAUAUACCGUUCCACUUGUUGCUCUGAUAUACCGCUGUUUUUGUGCUUUUCUGGCACAGUCGCCUCGGAUUACAGUCCGAUUUCCUUCAAUAACAAUCCCUGACUCGCAUUUGCCGUCUCGUUCGUUGCCGUUAAUGCAUAUUUCCGUAAACACUGCAUAUUAGACUACGAAACCGGCCGGUCUUACACCGCCGUGACCUUUCCUUUUAUUUCGCUCUGCCAAUUAUUCAUGUAACAAAUGGUCCUCAUUGACUGAGAAAAUACCUGUCGGUUAUUACAGUCGUCUUUCUAUUUUUCCUUGUAUUCGGUCCUGUCCUAUGCCGUGUUAACCGGUGACCGUUAUUUCCGGCAUCGCCGUGCCAUUACCUGGCCACCUGGCAUUUCCCUUGCGCAUUGCCUCAGCAUGGACCGGCAACAUACCGGAAACCAAAUACGUGGGAAUUGCUGACCUUUCUGCGCGAAUUCGAUGCGAUCAGUUGGAUAGCCCUAUCAGAGAAACUCAUGAUGUCAAGUACUAUCUUCUUGACUAUAAAAACAUCACCCGACUUUUUCCCGGCUCCGCUUGCCGUAUAAUUCUGAAAAGUACGAUACAAGAAGGGUUUUUCUUCGGCGGGUAUAACAGCCAGAAUUUUGAGGUAGCACUCCCGGUCACCGCUGACCAGUGCCGUGACAUGGUCCGAACAAAAACUUGUAGUGGCAACGCAAUGAUUAAAAGUGGACGUACUUGGGUAUACGACGCAAUACCUGUGGUUGAACGCCGGUGGAACCAAUUCCGCCGUGCCGACGUCGUUACCUGUCUCUUGGAGAACGUCACCCUCGAAACAACGUGUGACGACUGCCCAGUACUUUCCGCUACCGGCGAAAUCUCUUCGUCGAUUCUUGCCGAGUCCAGUAUUCAUCCGCACGUAACUUACGUGUGGACUACUGACAAAAACCAUACGAAGUGUCGCGCUAACACGGUUCUUAACAGCGAGGGACAGUUGUUUCAAUUAAAAUCAGGAGAGAUCCACAUUCGUGACCAUCUACAUCAACUCAGCUUUACGGUUGAGGAAAAAAUGGAACGAACAUGCGAUGAAGGCGCAUCUGUUCAUUACGUCCGCUCCCAUCCGACACUCCGAAUAAAAUUUUACCACGCUUGGUAUCGUCCAAACGUCACUGAAAAAAUCCGCCCUCCAGCUCGCCCACCUGUUGGCAUCCAAAGUCGGUUGAAUGCCAACCUUUCGGCGGAAAUUGCCACCUUGUUGUCGUCCCACCUUCAGUACGUUGAGGAUUUCUUCGCGUUUCAAGAAAUGAAAAUUUUCAAUCACCUGCACAAGUUGCAAUGCCAGGCCGAUAAAACCGAAAUGGAAAAUCUGAUACUACUUAGUCAGUUUUCCCCUGUGGUUGUCGGAACCAAACUCGGUUUCCCGAAAUGCCAGGCUGCUGUAGUUCUAGGUGAUUCAGCUACUAUUUACCAGUGCACGGAGGUUAACGUCACGAUCGGCGUAAAAUACUCCACAUGCGGACCAGAUCCGUACAUCGCAGCCGAAAAUGAUGACCGCGGCUACACUGUUGCUCUCGACGGUGAAACCCUUAAAAGACAUUCAGUUUGCCUCCAUCGGCACUCGGUAGUAAUCGUACACGGAACUCUCUACCGCUACCAAGACGGUGCCUGGACUCCUGUAAAUCCUAUUUUCCAUAAAACGCUUGCGCACUGGCAUUACACUGCAAAAUUCCUGACGGACAACUUGGAAGACACUCUCGGUGACUCCUUGUCAGUGGAUCCUUUCCGGUUUCUCGACUUGACAGCCGAGUUAUCCGGCCUGAUGUUGGAGACCGGUAUUUCAAAUUUGAGUACCAUAAUUACUCCAAAAUAUGUUCAGAGUACGAUGAAGUCCAUGACAUGGCAUAGCCUCUUAAAUAUUUCGUUUACUUCGAUCACCGUUUUUAUUGCUAUUGUGUUUUGCGUUCGGUAUCACCGAACGGUGAUCGCGUUUUUAAGCUGUCUUAUAGAUUGUUGCCGCCCGCGUUCGCGCCGGCAAUACGAUUUUCAGCCUCGACGGCAGGAAACGGCUGCGGUCACCGUUGCCGCUGCGGAAACCCAGGACAGGAACCUUUCUCGGACUGUACACACACGGACGGUGGACAUUCCCAUGACGCCGCGUUACCGUCCUUCGGACAUGGUGCGACAGGAUCCUGUCUACGCCAAUGCGCGUAUGGUCGCCGAGGACUCGGAUGGAUCAACGAUCGGCGCACGGACUCCCUCUCCGGAGCACACGGUUGGAACACGGACGGAACCGACGGUGACCUUUGGAAAUGCGUUGAUGGAACAGCGCCGGAAGUUGGCACCGGUUCGGUACGGAACUCCACCGACCGUGAGCAGCGUAUAACCGCUUAGCAUUAGCCUUAUUUUUCCGCUCAUGUAAAGUCAGCCAGCACAUUAAUUAAAAUUUCGCAAAAAAAAAAAAAUUUUUUAUUGAAAAAAUUUCAAAAACAUUGUAUUUUAUGCUGUUUGUUUUUAUAUUUUGCUUAGAUAAUUCAAAUCAAGUCAGGUUCUCGCUUGUAUUUAGUUCAAUUUCAAAAUGGUCAGGAUUAAUUACUUCAAUUUUCAAUAAACAGGAUCAUUUUAUUUUGUAGAAAAUUUACCAAAAAACAUUGGUCAGGAAAUUUCCUUGGUUACUUGUCAGAUUUUACUUCCAAUUUUUAAAACAAAAGGAAAGGUUCGUGAAGAUAGACCCGGUUCUAUCCCCGGGAACCCAGUUAUAUUAAAUUCACUACCUAAAGCCUUAUGUCAUCGAUUUUUAUCAGCCAUUACAGCCUUGCAAUAAUCAAUGAGUGCUCGUAAUAGGUAGCCUGCAUUAUGGUCAUGGUUAACGCAUUGUAUUUUCUGGGGCAAAAUUUGAAAUUAAUUAAUUAAAAUUUCCUACGAAGAUGCUGGUGCAGCAGUUUGUUUGCUAAAUGUCGAGGUGAGUAUAAUUGCUAAAAAUCAUCUUAAAAAACAACGAAGUCCUUAAUAAAAUAAAAGUGUCUGAUCAGCCAUCCCGUUGCUGUAGCAAUACUUUGGUCAUGGGCGCGUAACAACUCUAGCUUUCGGCGCAUCACUGGUUUACGAGGUGUUGAGCCGUAAGUACGCGACUUGACCGCGAGACAUGCUACUAAUCUACUCAGACCGAUUAAUAACGCACUCGUCUGUACAAGUACCAGUGUACGAAAAAUUCCAACAUGGGGAAACGAAGUGGACGCUAUGCGCGUGUUAUAGACAGGCGAACAAACAGUGUUUGAAACCAGCGAAAUCAGAUCAUGGAAAUGAGCGAAUGAAUUUUUCGUACAGAUUUUGCCUCAGAGAAUAGGAUUUUCUGUUUAAUUUCGUGAAUACGGUGUAGUGUUGUGGUUUUGGUGUAUGGUUGACCGCGGAUCAAAGUUCAAGUUCAAGUGCGACCGAAUGAUAUCAUCAAUAGCAACGCAUUUAUUAUGAAAAUGAGUCAGGGAAUCUAAAUCCAAAAACAUUUAUAAAAUGAAAAUUUGGUUUAACCCAGGUUUUCCCUAAAAGCGUUACGAAAAUAAAAUACAAAAUAUCUCGCUGUACUACCUAUAUUUCUUAUAAUCAUAUCAAGUAUAAAUAUUAUUCGCAUAAUAAUACCUGUUGUUUCUUGAAUGUGUUUUGAAAAUUUCUAAACGCAAAAAUAGCUGCUUUAUUGUAUUGCUGGUUGACUGGCUUUUCUGCUUCUUUUAUAUUAGUUAUGGACUGCGGACAGUCCUUUUUCAUGGAGAGAAGUGUUACAUGUAGACUUUGUUCUGAUGCUCGGCUCGCUACUUCUCCCUUGCCCAAUGCCUGAAUCACUUAGUAUGUGCCGAUUCUCCUGUAAUGCGCUUUCUGAUUGUCAAGGGCGAUAUGCCCGUUCAUGCUGUUAUCUGAUAUACCGUUCCACUUGUUGCUCUGAUAUACCGCUGUUUUUGUGCUUUUCUGGCACAGUCGCCUCGGAUUACAGUCCGAUUUCCUUCAAUAACAAUCCCUGACUCGCAUUUGCCGUCUCGUUCGUUGCCGUUAAUGCAUAUUUCCGUAAACACUGCAUAUUAGACUACGAAACCGGCCGGUCUUACACCGCCGUGACCUUUCCUUUUAUUUCGCUCUGCCAAUUAUUCA